This is a messenger RNA of Stegastes partitus (bicolor damselfish), 1155 nucleotides long. RefSeq names its product F-box-like/WD repeat-containing protein TBL1XR1. The record is from RefSeq and is a predicted model, not a curated record. Gene Ontology annotation, cellular component: histone deacetylase complex. Gene Ontology annotation, biological process: regulation of transcription by RNA polymerase II. Bases 419 to 985 code for a protein of 188 amino acids. The transcript is spliced from 6 exons. Gene Ontology annotation, molecular function: protein binding; transcription corepressor activity. Lineage: Eukaryota; Metazoa; Chordata; Actinopteri; Pomacentridae.
UCAGUCUGAAGCCGUUGGCUGCUACUGAACCGUUUGGCUCUUUUCUCUACUAGCGAGCAAACCUACAAUCUAGACCCAACUGUACAUCCAGCUCCUUUUUCAGGGGAUUUAUCAUCAUAUGUGCCCGUGUAUCCAAAACACAGCGGUCAUUGGGGAUUCCUAGCAGCGGCUGGCCGGCUCUCAGGGCCGUUAUAACGCUUUUUUCGAGGUUUAAUUAGCGCUAGAAAACAACGGUGGUGGAGGAGGAGGAGAUUCCAUAUUAGGAGCACAGAGGAGAAGCACCCCCCUUGUGUGAUUUGGAGCUUUCGGUUCUGAGCCCAUGGUCCAAAGCCCCGACUGAACGUACUGGUGGUGCAAACAGACUUACUACUGUGGCUCGGUGUGUGCGUGCUGACCUCAUGGUGUAACAGGAGUAAAGAUGAGCAUUAGCAGUGAUGAGGUCAACUUCCUGGUCUACAGAUACCUACAGGAGUCAGGGUUCUCCCACUCAGCGUUUACCUUUGGUAUAGAGAGUCACAUCAGCCAGUCCAACAUCAAUGGUGCUCUGGUUCCCCCUGCUGCCCUCAUCAGCAUCAUCCAGAAGGGCCUGCAGUACGUGGAGGCUGAAGUCAGCAUCAAUGAGGACGGCACGUUAUUCGACGGCCGGCCCAUCGAGUCCCUGUCCCUGAUCGAUGCGGUGAUGCCGGACGUGGUCCAGACGAGGCAGCAGGCCUACCGGGACAAAAUGGCCCAGCAGCAGGCCGCAGCUUCAGCGCCGGCGUCGGCCACCGGGGGCAGCAUCGCCGGCAACGCCAAGAACGGAGAGAAUACUGCCAACGGGGAGGAGAACGGAGCCCACGCCUUAGCAAACAACCACGCAGACCUGAUGGAGGUGGACGGAGACGUGGAGAUCCCUCAGAACAAGGCCAUGGUCUUGAGGGGCCACGAGUCGGAGGUCUUUAUCUGUGCCUGGAACCCAGUCAGUGAUCUGCUGGCGUCAGGGUGAGUCCUCCAGCCUCGUUCUGCUGCCCUCCUAAGAUCAGAGGAGGUGUUCCGAUCCGACGUAAGGCCGCUUCUGUAGUUUCUGACUUUUUGUGGAUAGACUGUUCCAGCCAAAGAGAAAUGUCAUCAGCUGUGUCAACGGUAAUCAAAACACCAUCUUUAGCUGCCAAAGAC